AUGGACAUAGGCGCCAAGGUAGAUGAGCGCAAACGCUCGCUUGAAGCGGAAAUCGUCCGUAACCGCAGCGUUGAAACCGGCGAUGUCAGCCUGCUUGAACGCAGGGUCGGCAUACUCCGGGCGGAGGCCGCAGCUUUGCAAAGCCAGCUUGAGCAGCAGCAGAUCCGUUUGAAGAUUGCGCAGGAUGCGCGAAACCGGUACCAGGGGCUUGCAGACCAGGACUACAUACCGCGCGAGCAGCUUUACCAGAAAGAGGCCGAGCUCAGCGAGCAGCAGUCAAGAGUGCAGCAGCUACAGCGCGAGGCACUCACCGGGCAGCGUGAACUGGCAACUGCGGUGCGUGAGAUAGAGGCGACGCGCAUGCGCUUUGCCAACCAGAAUUCGCUUCUGCAGCGCAGCAUCUCCUCCGCCCAGCAGGAGUUGACCGAAGUUGAGGGCCGUCGCCGCGUGGUGAUCACCGCACCUGAGGCGGGCAGGGCAACUUUGGUUGCGGGGGAAGUCGGCCAGGCUGUGGAUACCACUCGCCCGCUUGUCAAUGUGCUGCCGCAGGACGGCAAACUUGAAGCACGUCUUUAUGCGCCCAGCCGCACGAUUGGUUUUAUACGCAAGGGCGACAAGGUGCUUGUGCGCUAUCAGUCCUACCCCUUCCAGAAAUUUGGCCAAUACGAGGGGGUUGUUGAGUCGGUGUCGAAUGCCUCUGUACCUGCAACCGAACAAAUUGGUUUUACGCUGCCUGAUACACCCGUGGGUGAGCCGGUCUUUUCCAUCACGGUCAGGCUGAAUCAGCAGAGCGUCAAGGCCUACGGUACCGAGCUGCCCCUUCAGGCUGGCAUGCGGCUGGAUGCCGACAUACUGCAGGAGACGCGGCGCCUCUAUGAGUGGAUGCUUGAGCCGCUGUACAGCAUUUCGGGACGCAUGUAA
Ostertagia ostertagi is the source of this 921-nucleotide messenger RNA. NCBI's taxonomy places the organism in Eukaryota, Metazoa, Nematoda, Chromadorea, Rhabditida, Trichostrongylidae. The record is from the annotation of a GenBank genome assembly.